Exophiala oligosperma is the source of this 1896-nucleotide messenger RNA. RefSeq lists its product as uncharacterized. Lineage: Eukaryota; Fungi; Ascomycota; Eurotiomycetes; Chaetothyriales; Herpotrichiellaceae. The record is from RefSeq and is a predicted model, not a curated record. The transcript is spliced from 5 exons. The coding region runs from base 1 to 1896 and encodes 631 amino acids.
AUGUCAGAAGCCCUUGAAUCUACCACACAGGAUGUUCAAACUUCACAAGGACGGCGAUACCAACCAGGCACCGAUGAUUCUGUGUUUGAAGAAGCGUUCCGGCAGUGUCGACGAUCAAAUUUAAAACUUGCCAAAAUACUCCCCCCAAAUGACGCUGCGUUGUUGAGAAGAAUUCCUGACAGACCCGAACUCAAAGUCAUCAAUGCUGAGGCGGUCAAGUCGUUUAUCGAGGACAAAGCAAAAGAGUCUAGACAGCGAAAUGAAUGGCUCAGAUUCAAGUGGCUACCGAAGACUGUCGAGAACCUUGCGCGCUUUACAUUCAACAUUAGGGAUUUGGUCUCUCCACUUACAUCCCUCAACCCAGAAUGCGCGGUAUUACUUGGAUGUCUGAUGGUCAUCUCCAAGACUAUCGUUCUCAAACAGGAGAAAUUAGAAGCGGUAUCUGACAUAUUUGCGAGGCUUGUCCAGGUCACCGAGAGCCUUGACCUAUGCAAUGUGUCCAUCUCCAGUUCCCCGGACAAGGUCCGACUGCAGCUCGCCAAAGUAUACAUUGCUAUUUUAGAGCUCGUGGUCAUCGUAACGGAGUAUUGUGCCAUUGGCAGAACAUCAAAAAUCGUCGAUGCUUUGACCGCCAACACAAAGUACGAUUUCAAAAAGGGUCUCCAGGAAGUUGAGUCUGCUUGGGGGACUUUGAGAUUCCUCAUGCAAGCCGCCAGCGGUGUUUUGCAAAUCGACACAUAUGACUUGCUGCAAAACCAAGCCAAAAAGGUAGACUACGUUGCUGCCGAACUCUCAAAUAUGCAGUCUCAGAUCGCAAGUUUGAGACUGUCCAUCGAUACACUGCAGCUCGAUCAAAGAAAAAUGCAUAUGCUCCAGCUCCGUCAGCAUAACAGAGCGGUGAUGCACACUCUGCUACCCCUCUACGUGACCAUGAAUGAAGAAAUCCAACACUGGAAAGGUCGUCAGUUUCGUACCUCUCCAAAAGAUCAUUGGGAAGUCAACGGCGUUUUGGAAUACCUCGAAGCGUGGAGCUCUCUCCCGCACGCCUCCAUCUUGGCCAUAUUUGGUCCAACCCGUGGGCGUGAUUCCUGGGUAACAGAAUUCGCACUGGACACGAUCCAGGCCUUUCAAGUUCAGAAUGAACUUGUUACAUUUGUUUUGUGCGACAGAUCGCGAGUCAAACAGUACUCUCCCAAGACCCUGAUCAAAAUCCUCAUAUGCCAAAUUCUCGAACAACGGCCGACGUUGGUCCUUGAGGAGCCCGAUCUUUUCACCCUUCACAAUUGCCAAUCCGCGGUCGAACUGGACCAAUUAUGCAAUCUCUUGGGCCGCAUGAUUUCUAGAAUUGAUCGAAUAGCCAUCAUUAUCGACCGAAUCGAAAGCUGUCGUCAGGGCCAGGGCAAUGAAAACGACGAAAUCUUUCAUUUUCUGGUGGAAACUGUUGAAAUCCUUGGGAAAGGUGCCAAGAUCAUCAUCACCAGCGCAAAUCCCCUUCCUACUGCCCCCCCUCACAACGUCCCUGUUAGCAUGUGUCAGAUUUCAACGCAGCAGAUCUCUUCCUCAUUCAGCUAUCGACGACAUCCCAAGAGUUUGUCACUUGAUGUUUUCAGCGUCAACGAUCGCUGGCUGUGCCUGUGUUGGGGCUGGAUGAAGCUAUUUGAUAGAGGCAAGCUAGAUAUCAUGUCUUGGUACGGGGCGGUGUAUGAGGCGAGCAAUGCAACGAUAGGCUCCGGUGUAAGUCUUGGCUUUUAUGAAAGCAGUCUAUCCUACGCAGAAAAACUGCCCCAGAUGACCAUAAAAUUUGCAAUGCGCCGGAAAGGGGGCCGCUUUUCACCGAGAUGGAAACCAGUCUUGAUACAGAGAUAUAACAGGGGAUCUGGCGCCGUAUUGGAGUAA